AUGGCGUCUGAGCGAUACAGUUUCUCGCUUACAACUUUCAGCCCUUCUGGAAAAUUGGUGCAAAUCGAAUAUGCUUUAGCUGCUGUGGCCGCCGGCGGGACCUCCGUCGGUAUUAAAGCAUCUAAUGGCGUAGUAAUAGCGACAGAAAAUAAACACAAAAGCAUAUUGUACGAUGAACACAGUGUUAACAAAGUAGAAAUGAUUACAGGUCAUAUAGGUAUGGUCUACUCCGGUAUGGGUCCAGAUUACCGUCUCCUGGUUACUCAAGCUCGUAAGAUGGCUCAGCAGUAUUUCUUAAUGUAUCAUGAGCCCAUACCAACUGCUCAGCUUGUUCAAAGGUUGGCAACGGUGAUGCAAGAGUAUACACAGUCUGGUGGUGUCCGUCCAUUUGGAGUAUCCUUGCUGAUUUGCGGUUGGGAUGGGGACCGGCCAUAUUUGUUCCAGUGCGACCCGUCAGGGGCCUACUUUGCAUGGAAAGCUACAGCAAUGGGCAAGAACUUUAAUAAUGGCAAAACAUUUUUAGAGAAAAGAUACACUGAAGAUCUGGAAUUAGAUGAUGCAGUGCAUACAGCAAUAUUAACUCUCAAAGAAGGAUUUGAAGGUCAAAUGACAGCGGAUAACAUUGAAGUUGGCAUUUGUGAUGCAGCCGGGUUCAGAAGACUCGAGCCGGCUCAUGUCAAGGACUAUCUAGCAAAUAUUCCCUAA
Leptosia nina is the source of this 705-nucleotide messenger RNA. NCBI's taxonomy places the organism in Eukaryota, Metazoa, Arthropoda, Insecta, Lepidoptera, Pieridae. The record is from the annotation of a GenBank genome assembly.